AUGUGCACACUAACUUGUAUUGCCAUCUCGCUCAUCAUUGCUGCUACUAUUUACUACUUGAGAUUUGUACGUACCAAGCCAAAGCUCGAUAUUCCAUCUCGUGAUCGUGUGGUGGUUGUGUCAGGAGCUGCCGGAGGUUUUGGAACUGCAAUUUGCAGGGAUUUGCUCUCUCGAUUCAAUGCACGUGUGAUUGGAUUGGAUAUUUCAAAGGAAGUGAUGGAAAAGGUUUAUAGUGAAGAAUUGAAACAAUAUGGAAGUGAAAGAUUGUCAUUUAUCGAAUGCAAUAUUUGCAAAUUGGAAGAGUGUGAAAAAGCUAGUGAAAGAAUUGCACAAAUUUUGAAGGAAUGGAAAACUGAUAGAGUUUUUGCAUUGGUCAAUAAUGCAGGUGUUUCAAAUUCUCCAAAAUGUACUGAAAGAAUGGGUAUUGUUGAAUAUCCAGAGGAUGAAUUGUUGGAUGUUUUUGGAUCAAAUCUAUUUGGUCACGUGAGAAUGACUCGUUUGUUGUAUCCACUCAUGAAGGACGGUCAAGAUGGCCAUAAUGGUGCCAUUAUCAACGUUGCUUCAGUUGCUGGUUUGUUAGCUUUGGGUUUCUUUGGUUUUUACACAAGUUCCAAAUUUGCCAUGGUUGGCUUUACCGAUUCAUUGAGAAGAGAAAUGAAAUCUCUUGGAAAGAAGGGAUUGAGAGUUACUUGUAUUGAGCCAGGAUUUUCCAAGACUGCCAUUUUGAAUCUGAAACCUCAAGCAGAUACUGAAUUUGGAAGAAUUGGUGUUAUUAGGGAAAAGAAAUCUGCUGCCAUUCUCAGAAAUGCUCAACCACCAAAGGUUAUUGGCGAUGCUAUUUGUGAACAAAUCUUCUCAAGCAAUAAUCUUCCACAUUUAAUAAUUGAUUAUUGGUACAUGAGAUUGGUCUACUUGUUCUUGUAUUAUACUGGACUUGAUUUGUAAAUUUUAAUUUAAAAACUAAUUUAUUG
This is a messenger RNA of Naegleria gruberi, 971 nucleotides long. RefSeq names its product short chain alcohol dehydrogenase family protein. Bases 1 to 945 code for a protein of 314 amino acids. The record is from RefSeq and is a predicted model, not a curated record. The transcript has a single exon. Gene Ontology annotation, molecular function: oxidoreductase activity. NCBI's taxonomy places the organism in Eukaryota, Heterolobosea, Eutetramitea, Acrasida, Naegleriidae.